Molecule: messenger RNA, 630 nt
Organism: Eruca vesicaria subsp. sativa (arugula)
Lineage: Eukaryota; Viridiplantae; Streptophyta; Magnoliopsida; Brassicales; Brassicaceae
Source: the annotation of a GenBank genome assembly
AUGGAUCUUGCGUGGCCGAUAAAGAUCAAGACUUUCUUUGUAGGGAAUGAGACUGAAGCCAAGAUGUCCCCAAAAACCUUUGUUUUAAACAAUGCAGGUGUCUACUUUAUUUUCUGUGACCCAGAGCUGAGUCACACAAUCAUCAGAGGGACAACUGUUUGGAAAAACCCGCAUGGUUAUUUACCAGCAAAGUUGCCUCCUCUGAGAGUAUUAUAUGGCUUCAUGUCCCUAGGCUAUUACUUGCUAGGUCUAGUCUGGUUUCGCCUUGUCAGGAAGGAUAUAAAAGCCACAACUAAGAUUCACUGGAAUUUGAGAUUGGUUCUUAUUCUUAGCGUGUGUGAGAUGACUGGUUACUUCUUUGAAUAUGCUAUUUUAAACUCUACUGGGAGACGGCCAAUGAAACUGACUUGGUGGGAUGUCCGUUGCACUUUCAUCAACAGCAUUGGAAGUUUGCUUCGUUCUCUGGAUUUCUCAUCCUUGGCGAGAAAUCUUGAUAAACUUCAGAUUAAGAUGAACAUGGCUAAACAUCAGCUUUAUGCUAUGUAUGUUCUUUCUAUUGUAUGGAUUGGUUUCGAGUGCGAUUUGCUAUUUGGUGUUCUGUUGGCUGAAGCUUUUGAAAAAGCUAGUUAA